UUUUUUUUUAGAGACAGCUGCUGGGUAGCACCAUGGAAGUGAUUUUAAAUGCUUUAGUGUUCCAGCAAUGGAUCAGCUUUGGCAAUUAAGAGAGAAAGCCCAGAAAAAGCACUGGAAAAGAUAAACCAGGAUGGUAACACACUGUUCGUAACCAGCUCCAGUUCGUCAAAGGCUACUAAGCUCAGUGACUUCUCCUGAACAUUGACAACCAUUCUUCAGCCAUGGCUAACAUAACCAAUGCGCUUUGCAUUGAAAACGGACUGAAUGCAGAUGUGUCUCUCUUACAAAAGGAUAUUCUUCAGGACGGUGGAUUAAGCCAGCUUUUGGAUUAUAACGCAGAAAUGGAAAGGUACAGGUCUUUUGCAAACUUUUAUAAAGCCAAUGGGGCAUUUCCACAGACUGCUAAGAUUGCCCGCAUCACAACGCCAAUUUUUCCCAGUGCUAGAAUUGGCAUGUCCCCUUGGAACUGCGAUAACGCCAUGCUCUGGGGAAGGAAAUCAGCGGCAAUAAACCCUAAUAGGACCAGCAUGCAUAGAAAUGACUCCCAGAGGCCGGGGAAGCCUGGCGUGCUGCCAGAGACGCUGCAAAUGGCAAAUAAUAAUUUCCUCUCUACCUUAUCCCCCGAACACUGCAGACCUUUAGCAGGAGAAUGCAUGAACAAGCUGAAAUGCGGCGCUGCUGAAGCAGAGAUAAUGAAUCUCCAAGAACGCGUUGGAACUUUUUCCGCUAUCCCGGCUUUAGGGGGCAUCUCAUUACCUCCCGGGGUCAUCGUCAUGACAGCCCUUCACUCCCCCGCAGCCUCAGCAGCCGUUACAGACAGUGCGUUUCAAAUUGCCAAUCUGGCAGACUGCCCACAGAAUAAUUCCUCGGUAUCCAGUGGAAACCCAGCGAAGAAGAAAAGGAAAAGGUGUGGGGUCUGUGCACCCUGCAGGCGGCUAAUCAACUGUGGUGUCUGCAGCAGUUGUCGGAACCGCAAAACGGGCCACCAGAUCUGCAAAUUUAGGAAAUGCGAGGAGCUGAAGAAGAAGCCAGGCUCGUCGCUGGAGAGGACGCCGGUCAAUACCGGGGAAGCUUUUCGGUGGUUCUUUUAGAGUGGCGAGCCAUGGCUGCCCCAUCCAGCUGCAGGAGGGCAGGUGGGACUCUUGACUCUCUGCCAGGAGCACUUGAUGGGUUCACAGAACCCAACGCGCCCAACACAUUUGGGGAGGACGAGAAAAGAAAAGUGG
Messenger RNA from Cyclopterus lumpus (lumpfish), 1226 nucleotides. RefSeq names its product CXXC finger 4 (gene cxxc4). The record is from RefSeq and is a predicted model, not a curated record. Lineage: Eukaryota; Metazoa; Chordata; Actinopteri; Perciformes; Cyclopteridae. Gene Ontology annotation, molecular function: zinc ion binding; methyl-CpG binding. Gene Ontology annotation, cellular component: nucleus. The coding region runs from base 222 to 1091 and encodes 289 amino acids. The transcript has 3 exons.